CAGCCCCUUGUAGGAAGAAGAACCUUUGAGGCCCUGAUGCUGGCCCUUCCCACACUCAGGGCAGGACAGAGAAGCAAGGAAAGACAGGGACCCCCAAGGCCUGCCAAAGGCAAGGGGUCUGGAUGCCAGCUGGGCCAGAGCGACUUGUCUAUGCCCGCCCCUGCCAGUCACGCCGUCUGAGCCACGUCAGGCAGCCCCAGGGUGGAGGAGCCGCCCAGUUCUACCACCCCACCCCCCUUUACCCCCUACUUGGACUCCCGCCUCCUAUAUAUCCCUCCUCCUCCAGUGCCAAGCAAGCAGGACGUGGAAAGAGGGAGUGGGAGACCGGGCUGGAUUCAGCAUAGCCACAGGAGGACAGGGACCCCCCACCAGUGACACCCCCUCAGGACUGCCAAGGGGACGCCUUCAGCCACCAUGAAGAAGGAGGUGUGCUCUGUGGCAUUCCUGAAGGCUGUGUUUGCCGAAUUCCUCGCCACCCUCAUCUUUGUCUUCUUCGGCUUGGGCUCAGCCCUGAAGUGGCCCUCCGCACUACCCAGUAUUUUGCAGAUCGCCUUGGCGUUUGGCUUGGCUAUCGGCACCCUGGCCCAGGCUCUGGGUCCUGUAAGUGGUGGGCACAUCAAUCCGGCCAUCACCCUGGCCCUCUUUGUGGGCAACCAGAUCUCUCUGUUCCGGGCCAUCUUCUAUGUGGUCGCGCAGCUGGUGGGCGCCAUUGCUGGUGCGGGCAUCCUCUACGGACUCACUCCUGCCAAUGCUCGAGGCAAUCUAGCUGUCAAUGCUCUCAACAACAACACAACUCCAGGCCAGGCAGUGGUGGUAGAGAUCAUCCUGACCUUCCAGCUGGCGCUCUGUAUCUUCUCCUCCACUGACACCCGACGCAGUGACCCUGUAGGCUCUCCAGCCCUCUCCAUUGGACUGUCUGUCACAUUAGGACACCUGGUUGGGAUCUAUUUCACAGGGUGCUCCAUGAAUCCUGCUCGAUCUCUUGGCCCAGCAGUCAUCAUGAAGCGAUUCAGCCCAGCUCACUGGGUGUUCUGGGUGGGGCCCAUCACCGGAGCCAUCCUGGCCUCCAUUCUCUACUUCUAUCUGCUGGUACCCAACUCCAUGAGUCUCAGUGACCGAAUCGCCAUCAUCAAGGGCACCUAUGAGCCCGAGGAAGAAUGGGAAGAACAGAGGGAGGAGCGAAAGAAGACCAUGGAACUGUCUUGUCACUGACUUGUACCUGGAUGUGGGGGGAGACGAUGCUUUACUCCCACAAAGAAAGCAUCCUGGGGAAAAAAGGACAAAAAUAACAGCCAAGUCUCCUUCUUCCAUAGACGGCCAUUCAGGGCUAGGGAAUCGGUCUCCAUGGUUACCCAGUUAGAGCUGGGAGCUAGGACCUGCUCCUGGGUGCUCAUGGGACUAUGAGGGAAAAGGGUCUCUCCACAAAGCAUUUCCUCUCAGGGAUGGGCAGGCACCAGGGCUCAGACUUCAGAAACAAUACCUGAAGGCCUGGAAUCCAGAUCCCAAACAGAACCUGUGGAAAUCCAAAACCCAGAACCCAGCCUACUGGGUAUUCUGCCAAGCAGGGCCAAAUUCUAUAAUGGAUAGUCUGGCCUGGGCCCAACUCCUCACCAGUUCUGCCCCCAAGCCAGAGACCUGAAUCCCAAGGAAUGGCAAGGGUUAUCCCUUCCUCUCUAUCAAGGUUCCAUAGCUCCUCUAGGGGAGGCAGACUGUUUCACUGAAAGAUGCCUUAUUUAUUGUCGGUCUACUAGGCCAAAGGGUAGCCAGGGGGUGUACAGCGGUGUUUGGGGGAGGGCUGCUCCACCCCCCAAUAAAUCAUCAAUAAUCCUGA
Messenger RNA from Monodelphis domestica (gray short-tailed opossum), 1831 nucleotides. It is a transcript of the gene AQP5, whose product is annotated as aquaporin 5. Gene Ontology annotation, biological process: carbon dioxide transport; transmembrane transport; water transport. Gene Ontology annotation, cellular component: apical plasma membrane; plasma membrane. Gene Ontology annotation, molecular function: water channel activity. NCBI's taxonomy places the organism in Eukaryota, Metazoa, Chordata, Mammalia, Didelphimorphia, Didelphidae. The record is from RefSeq and is a predicted model, not a curated record.